GAAGCCAUUUUACAACCCCAACGAGGUGGGCCAUGGAGUGCCCCCAGGGACGGCUCCCCAUUUCUUCAGAAAAUGAUUCAACACCAACAGUUUCAACAUCGGAAGUAACUAGCCAACAAGAGCCCCAAAUUCCUGUCGACCGUGGGUCUGAAACCACCUAUGAAAGCAGCGCCGACAUUGCUGGCGACCAAGGCACCCAGAUUCCUGCCGACCAGGACGCUCAAACGGAGGCGGACAGCAACGCCCAGGCUGCUGCCCAGGCCCCAGAAAACUUCCAGGAAGGGAAAGACAUGAGUAAAAGCCAGGAUGAAGUUCCUGAUGAAGUUGAGAACCAGUUUAUAUUGCGUCUGCCUUUGGAACACGCUUGUACUGUCAGGAACCUAGCACGUUCUCAAAGUGUCAAGAUGAAGGAUAAACUAAAAAUUAACUUAUUGCCUGAUAGGCGCCAUGGAGUUGUUGAAGUAGAUGAUGUCCCACUAGCUGCUGAGCUGGUUGACUUGCCUUGUGUUAUUGAAGGCCUGAGAACGCUUGAUAAAAAUACCUUUUAUAAAACAGCAGACAUUUCUCAGAUGCUUGUGUGCACUGCUGAUGGUGAUAGCCACCCUUCUCCAGAAGAACCAGCUGCCUCUACUGAUCCUAAUAUAGUCAGGAAAAAAGAAAGGGGGAGAGAGAAAAAAUAUGUCUGGAAGCAUGGCAUUACUCCACCACUUAAGAAUGUCAGAAAGAAAAGGUUCCGGAAAACACAAAAAAAGGUCCCUGAUGUCAAAGAAAUGGAAAAAAGCAGCUUUACCGAGUACACUGAAUCUGCAGAUGUGGAAAAUGAAGUAAAGAGACUGCUGCGUUCAGAUGCUGAAGCCAUAAGUACCCGUUGGGAAGUCAUUGCUGAAGAUGGAACCAAGGAAAUAGAAAGUCAAGGCUCCAUCCCAGGAUUUGUGAUAUCCUCGGGAAUGAGCAGCCAUAAGCAGGGUCAUACCUCAUCAGAAUAUGAUAUGCUUCGGGAGAUGUUCAGUGAUUCUAGAAGUAACAAUGAUGAUGAUGAGGAUGAGGAUGAAGAUGAGGAUGAGGAUGAAGAUGAGGAUGAGGAUGAGGAUGAGGAUGAAGAUGAAGAUGAAGAGGAGGAGGAAGAUUUUUCUGAAGAGUGUCUGGAAAGGCAGCUGCAGGCCAAGUUUAUUGAAUCUGGCCAGGAUAGGGCAAAUGAAGGUACCAGUUCAAUAGUCAUGGAAAUUCAGAAGCACAUUGAGAAAAAGGAGAAAAAGCUCCAUGAGAUUCAGAAUAAAGCACAAAGACAGAAGGAUCUCAUCAUGAAAGUGGAAAACCUGACACUCAAGAAUCAUUUUCGCUCUGUGCUGAAGCAGCUUGAGUUACAGGAAAAACAAAAAAAAGAGAAGCUCAUUUCCCUACAGAAACAAUUGCAGCAUUUUCUGAAGAAGUGAGGAGAGCCAUUGGCCUGGCCCACAAACCUUGGAUUCACCAUCCAGACUGCAGACUGGAUGAAACUGUGCAUGUUUUUGUCCCUUCAGUUGCCUUAUGUUGAAUCAGUUAUAUUUAUCUGUACCUUCUUUGCUACUUAUAAUAUGCUCAAAGUUUGUAGUCAUGUAGAAAAGGCCAGUAUAAAAAUUUAGUAGACUUAGAGACCCCACUUGACCAUGAGACUUUCUCUUUGUCAAUUUGGGAAUUAUUAUUAUUAAUUUAGAAAUGGGGUCUUGUUAUGUUGCCCAGGCUGAAUUCAGACUCCUGGGCUUAAGGGAUCCUCCCGCCUCAGCCUCCUGAGUAGCUGGGACUAUAGUUGUGCACCACCACACCAAACAAGAAUUGAUUAUAUUGCUUCUGUGCUAUGGUACCAGCAGAUGAUUCAGCCAUGCUUCCAAAGGCAGUCUAGCCUAGAGGACAUACAGCUGUUUGGUUUGCAUAUGUUUUAGCUUUUCUUUUGGUUUUUAGUAUUUCCUAAAACAUAGGGGAAAAAACGAGGUCAUUUCUACUAAGCACUAGGACCUGCCAUAGUGAGUUUAAGUGCCUACCUUGCAGCAGUUAAUACUAGAUUGUGUUCUGUCUCUGUUCAGGUAACAGGGCUGCAUUCCUGCUCAAGGAUGAUUUCUUGCUGCUGCUUAUGUUCUGUUGUUUUUAGGAUGGAGCUGGUUGUUAUUCACCAACGAAGGGAACAGUUAGAGCAGAGAUGAAGAAAUUAUGAACUGUUAUCCUUAUUCUGAGCCUUCUCCUCCUAACCCCCAUCAGUUAAGGUUAGGAAGAACAAGAUGCCAUAAUGCCUAUGAAGACUUCUUGAACAAUCUUGUUUGGGUUUUUUUCUAGGUGUAUUAUUAGUGUUUUAUAGUAUAUGUUCUUUAAGCAAUAAAUAAAUUGUUCAUUUUAAAUGGA
Molecule: messenger RNA, 2373 nt
Organism: Nomascus leucogenys (northern white-cheeked gibbon)
Lineage: Eukaryota; Metazoa; Chordata; Mammalia; Primates; Hylobatidae
Gene: TAF7L
Product: TATA-box binding protein associated factor 7 like
Biological process (GO): transcription initiation at RNA polymerase II promoter; RNA polymerase II preinitiation complex assembly
Cellular component (GO): transcription factor TFIID complex
Molecular function (GO): RNA polymerase II general transcription initiation factor activity
Source: RefSeq, a predicted model, not a curated record